Pistacia vera is the source of this 2031-nucleotide messenger RNA. Its product is annotated as TOM1-like protein 6. Gene Ontology annotation, biological process: protein transport to vacuole involved in ubiquitin-dependent protein catabolic process via the multivesicular body sorting pathway. The transcript has 9 exons. Gene Ontology annotation, molecular function: phosphatidylinositol binding; ubiquitin binding. The record is from RefSeq and is a predicted model, not a curated record. NCBI's taxonomy places the organism in Eukaryota, Viridiplantae, Streptophyta, Magnoliopsida, Sapindales, Anacardiaceae. Bases 24 to 1952 code for a protein of 642 amino acids.
AGAAGAGAAGAGAGAGAGAGAAAAUGAUUUCGUCUUUAUCUUCGUCUUCGUCUUCAGCUACAGUUGCUGUGGAGAAGGCGACGAGCGAGCUUUUAAUAAGUCCUGAUUGGACUAUGAACAUCGAUAUCUGUGAUUCAAUCAAUUCUCAUCAGUGGCAGGCAAAAGAUGUUGUAAAAGCAGUGAAGAAAAGGUUACAGCACAAGAACGGGAAAGUGCAACUUCUAGCUUUGACGCUGUUAGAAACGAUGGUGAAGAAUUGUGGUGAUUUUGUUCAUUUUCAAAUUGCGGAGAGAAAUGUAUUGGGGGAGAUGGUCAAAAUUGUGAGGAAGAAGGCGGAUAUGCAAGUGAGAGAUAAAAUCUUGGUUUUGUUAGACUCUUGGCAGGAAGCAUUUGGUGGAAGCGGAGGAAAACAUCCUCAGUACUACUGGGCAUAUGAGGAAUUAAGGCGUUCUGGAGUACAAUUUCCCCAGCGUUCCCCAGAUGCUGCUCCAAUAUUUACCCCGCCUGUUACCCAUCCCGCCCUUGGACCUGCCCAAGCUGGUUAUGGAAUGCCAAGCAGUUCAUCCAGAAGGCUUGAUGAAACCAUGGCAUCAGAAGUGGAAAGUUUAAGUUUGUCAAGCUUGGAUUCAAUGCGGGAUGUUAUGGAACUGUUAGGUGACAUGCUGCAAGCUGUGAACCCGGGUGACCGUGAGGCGGUAAAAGAUGAGGUGAUUGUUGAUCUUGUCAAUCAGUGUCGUUCCAAUUCAAAAAAGCUAAUGCAGAUGCUUAGUACAACAAGCGAUGAAGAACUUCUUGGUUGUGGUCUUGAAUUAAAUGACAGUCUGCAGACCUUGCUUGCAAAACAUGAUGCUAUAGCAUCUGGUUCCCCUCUUCCAAUUCAAGGAUCUGGUUCCCCUCUUCCUAUUCAAGGAACAAAUUUAAGUCCUAAACCAACUGAAGUAUCUUCCUCCAGCCUCAAAUCAACUGAAGUUGGUGACUCCAGCCCAGUACCCAAUGGUACCCCUCCUGCACCAGUUCCUACUGUGACAAAGGCCCCAAUCGAUGAAGAGGAAGAAGAGGAAGACGAUUUUGCACAGCUAGCACGAAGGCAUUACAAAUCACAGCCUGUGCCAACUCAGAGCUCAUCUGCAGAAACUGCUGGAGCACUUGUGCCGGUGGAGAAUAGCAACACAACUUCAUCAAUGCCAACAGACUCAACUGCUACUACCCCUUGCAAUGCUUUGGCUCUGCGUGAUCCACCUGCACCUGUGAGGACUACAAAAGAGCAGGACAUGAUCGAUCUUUUGAGUAUUACCUUGUCAAAUACAUCAACCACUCCACAGGCCCCCGAGACGCCAUCAGCCUCUAACCAAACCCCACAGCACAUACCUGCUUCCCCCAACACUCAAGGUUAUCCUUAUGCUUCACCAACUUAUCCGGGAAAUCAAGGACAGGUACCCUACAACAAUUAUGUUGCCCCGUGGGCUCAGCCUCAGCCUCAGCCUCGGCCUCAACCACAGCCACAGCCACAAGUACAACCCCAAUACCAGAUGCAGUCACAGCCUCAAUAUCCUCAAUAUGCAUCUGGCUACCCUCCGCCACCUUGGGCUACGACCCCUGGUUAUUUUAACAACCAGAAUCACCUCUCAACCACCAAUAAUGUGUUCUCAACUGCUCGAGCCAAUACAGCUGCGUCAUAUACACCCUUGCAAGGGGCUAGAGCCUUGCAGCAAAAUAACUCAUUCCCCACAAGAGGGAUCAAUGGUUCAGCUACACUUGGAGACACUCGGGCCACGUCUGCUUCUGGAAACCCUGCACCUACUACAGCAGCACAGAAGCCCUUUAUACCCUCAUAUAGAUUGUUUGAAGAUUUGAAUGUUCUUGGCAGUGCUGAUGGAAGGCUGAAGAUGAAAAGUAGCACAUCGCCUAGCUUGAACGGAACUGGCCAAGGUAUGGUGGGUGGAAGGAAGUGAUGAUAUGCUAGUGGUACAGCUUUUACAUAAACAGCUGGGUAUAUUCAUGUGAAUACGAUGGAUGUGAUUUUUUUUUUUU